Molecule: messenger RNA, 2276 nt
Organism: Pseudocercospora fijiensis CIRAD86
Lineage: Eukaryota; Fungi; Ascomycota; Dothideomycetes; Mycosphaerellales; Mycosphaerellaceae
Exons: 5
Coding region: 403-1836 (477 amino acids)
Biological process (GO): peptidyl-serine dephosphorylation
Cellular component (GO): protein phosphatase type 2A complex; cytosol
Molecular function (GO): protein binding; protein phosphatase regulator activity
Source: RefSeq, a predicted model, not a curated record
CCUUCACAUCCCAUUGCAGUGCGCGUGAGUCAAACUAGUGCUUCUGGCGUGCGGCAGACAGACCUGGCGCUUUCCACCCGUCUGACGUAGCCUGACUUGACCUGCCUGCCUGCUUGCUCUGAAGGCCUCCAAAGGAACGGGAGCUUCCUUUUCAAACCCGCGCAUCUCUGCGCCCAUCACCACCACCACCCUCCCCACCGCCGGCUCCAGUCUCUCGCCGACGCAGCGCCCGCUCCUCCGAAUACCACGAGCCUGUGCACCACACGCAGACAAGGCACACAGCCACAAGCGGCACCAGACACUCCCGGAACCUGGGGCGAGAGCACGGCGCGGCACUGCUGAGGGAGAAAGCACCUUGAUACCAUACCAGGCCAAGCCAUUCACACCUGCUGCACCGGGAAGAUGGUAGAAGCUGCAGAAGGCGCUGCCCAGCCGACCUGGAAAUUCACGCAGUGCUUUGGCGAUAAAGGCGAUGUUGAGGAUAUCACCGAAGCCGACAUCAUAUCGACCGUUGAGUUCGACCAGACCGGAAACUACCUCGCUACCGGCGACAAAGGCGGCCGUGUGGUUCUCUUCGAGCGUAAUGAGACCAAAAAGACCUGCGAAUACAAAUUUCAUACCGAGUUUCAAUCCCACGAGCCAGAAUUCGACUACCUCAAGUCAUUAGAGAUCGAAGAGAAAAUCAACAAGAUCAAAUGGUGUAGGAGACAAAAUGCAUCUCACUACCUUUUGUCGACCAACGACAAGACCAUCAAGCUGUGGAAGGUCUUUGAGAAGAGCUUGAAGGUGGUGGCCGAAAACAAUCUGUCAUCAGAAUUGACACCUGCUGGCACUGGCAAUGCCAAUGGCGGCGGCCCGGUUCGAUAUCCCAAUCAACAUUUCCGAAGCGUCGCGGACCUCAAGUUUCCACGGAUGACGCAUCACGACACUGUUGUUGCUGCAGUCCCUCGCAGGGUGUAUGCCAACGCUCAUGCGUAUCACAUCAACAGCAUAUCGGUGAACAGCGAUGGGGAGACAUUCAUCAGCUCAGACGAUCUGCGAAUAAACCUUUGGAACUUGAACAUCCAGGAUCAGAGCUUCAACAUUGUGGACAUCAAGCCCGCUAACAUGGAGGAGCUUACGGAAGUGAUAACGGCAGCCGAGUUCCACCCCGUUAGCUGCAACUGGUUCAUGUACGCGUCAAGUAAAGGUACAAUCAAACUGGCGGAUAUGCGGCAAAGAGCGUUGUGUGAUGAGCACGCAAAGCAAUUUGAGCAGGAAGAGGACCCAUCAUCGCGCUCCUUCUUUUCCGAGAUCAUCAGCAGCAUUUCGGAUGUUCGAUUUUCCUACGAUGGUCGCUACAUAUUAUCCCGAGACUACCUUACUGUCAAGAUCUGGGAUGUGAACAUGGAGCGGCAACCUGUCAAGACCAUUCCCAUUCACGAGCACCUCCGACCACGACUUUGCGAUACUUACGAGAACGACAGCAUUUUCGACAAGUUCGAGGUCGUAUUCUCUGGUGACGCGAAGAACGUCAUGACAGGCUCGUAUAACAACAACUUCAUGAUCUAUCCAUCGGAAGAAGGCAAAGACACCGAGGUUGUGCUACAGGCCGACAAGAGCGCGUUCAAGGCAAAGAAGGUCGGGAUCCCGACGCCAAUGAAUGCUGCUGGCGCCAAAGAUGGCAAGAAGGGAAGCCGUGCUAGCUCUCCUGCUGGGGCUCAGCGGAUGAGGAAAGAGACCGAUGCCGACCAAAUCGAUUUUAACAAGAAGAUUCUGCAUAUGAGCUGGCAUCCACAGGAAGACAGCAUCGCCAUCGCGGCGACCAACAACCUUUUCGUAUUCUCGGCAUUGUAAGCACCCUUAUACACGCAAGGACGUAAUAGGGAGGACACGAGGAACGACUUUUGUCCCGAGGUGGGCAGGCGUCGAGUGGCAGCAUUUGCAACAGGAUCUUAGGCGCUAUGAGGAACAAUUAGCGAAAGAUCAGAACAGGUUCGGAUUUGAUCUCUUGGGCGGAGCUGGCGCAAGAACAUGGGCGUCGGGUCUUGCUAGACGAGGGUUAUCCGAAUUAGAGCGUAUGAUAUCGUUUCUCCUCGAGGACGGGUGAAGGCGAUGCUUGGAAUGGUUAGCCAUGGCUAGAGAAGCAGAUAGCAACCGGCGAAAUGUGAGAUAUGACUCCCAGAGCACAGUACGUGAAUCGCCUAUCAUCGACCCCCCAAAGAUGAUGUUUUGAUGUAUGUUCCGGAUCACGAGAUCACAUUUCGUCUCGACUCAAAUUCUACUCAUUUCGUGUG